UGGAUACUUUCCCUUGGGUCUGCGCUUGCCGUGUGGUGACUUCAGGGGCUGGGGAGGCGGACAAAGGGAUGGAUGAAGUCAGCGGAGCAGGAGUUCGUAGGCGGCUGUUACCGCUGCCGCCAAUUGAAGGAAGUCGGUACCCCGGAAGUGGCUGAUCUAUUGGGUUUGAAAGGGAGGCCGUUCCUCUUACUACGGUGGCCGAGGAACUGGAGGUGCCUGUGCGCGGUGCUGAGGUCGGAGCGGCUGCUGUGCGGGCUGUUUCUGUGGCGGCUUACGCUAGAGCUGGAACGUUUCCCGGGUCGGUGGCUCCUGCACAUUUUGUACACUUCUCCCGUUCUGAUUCGGAGAGGGAUUCGACCUGAGGCGAAGGGAGUCCGGAACAGUCAGUACAAAAGAUUAAACUCUGUAGAAGAAUGAAAUCAAGUGAUGGCUGUUUCUUUAGAAUUUGAAUAUGGAGGCCACAGGAACAGAAGAAGUUGACAAGCUAAAAACUAAAUUUAUAUCUGCUUGGAACAAUAUGAAAUAUAGUUGGGUGUUGAAAACAAAGACGUAUUUUAGUAGAAAUUCUCCUGUAUUAUUGCUUGGAAAAUGUUAUCAUUUUAAAUGUGAAGAUGAAAAUAAACUGUUACCUGCAAGAUCAGGAUGUACAAUAGAAGAUCAUGUGAUUUCGGGAAAUGUAGAAGAAUUUCGUAAAGAUUUUAUUUCAAGAAUAUGGCUGACCUAUAGGGAAGAAUUUCCUCAAAUAGAAGGCUCAUCUUUGACAACAGACUGUGGUUGGGGCUGUACAUUACGAACUGGCCAGAUGCUAUUGGCUCAAGGACUCAUACUGCACUUUCUUGGUAGAGCUUGGACCUGGCCUGAUGCUUUGAACAUUGAAAAUUCAGACUCUGAAUCAUGGACUUCCCACACUGUAAAAAAAUUUACUGCAUCAUUUGAAGCAUCGCUGUCAGGGGAAAGAGAACUCAAAACCCCAACAAUUUCUCUGAAGGACACAAUUGGGAGGUACUCUGAUGAUCAUGAAAUGCGAAAUGAAAUUUAUCACAGGAAAAUCGUCUCUUGGUUUGGUGACUCCCCCUUGGCUCUCUUUGGCUUACAUCAACUGAUAGAAUAUGGAAAGAAGUCUGGGAAAAAAGCUGGAGAUUGGUAUGGACCAGCUGUGGUGGCUCACAUUUUAAGAAAAGCAGUUGAAGAAGCAAGACACCCUGAUUUACGAGGAAUAACUAUUUAUGUUGCGCAAGAUUGUACAGUUUACAGUUCAGAUGUAAUUGAUAAACAGUGUGCUUCCAUAGCCUCUGGGAAUACAGAUGACAAAGCUGUUAUUAUUCUAGUUCCUGUUAGACUUGGUGGAGAAAGAACCAACACCGACUACUUAGAGUUUAUAAAGGGUAUUUUAAGUCUUGAAUAUUGUGUGGGAAUUAUUGGUGGCAAACCAAAACAGUCAUAUUACUUUGCUGGAUUUCAAGAUGACAGUUUGAUUUACAUGGAUCCUCAUUACUGCCAGUCUUUUGUAGAUGUCAGCAUAAAGGAUUUCCCUCUUGAGACAUUCCACUGCCCUUCUCCCAAAAAGAUGUCAUUUCGAAAGAUGGAUCCUAGCUGUACAAUAGGAUUCUACUGUCGAAACGUUCAGGACUUCAAACGAGCUUCUGAAGAAAUCACUAAGAUGCUGAAAAUUUCUUCUAAAGAGAAAUAUCCCUUAUUUACUUUUGUAAAUGGUCAUUCCAGAGACUAUGAUUUUACAUCUCCUACAACCAAUAAGGAAGACAUUUUCUCAGAGGAUGAAAAUAAAAGAUUAAAAAGAUUUAGCACAGAAGAGUUUGUCUUGCUUUAAAAGAUAAGAAGAACUCUUUGAAGGGGGAAAAUGAAGAGAAACAAGUAUACAAGAAACUGGUUUAUUUUCACAAAUAUCUUAAUUUUAUAUGUUCUUUCAAAAAAGAACAGUUGGAAAUAUACAAGUUUUAAAGAUAUUUUUUUGAGAGAGAAAUGAUUUAUGAGCCUUGGUUUCUAAUAAAUAACAAGUGACUCUGGUUGCAUCACUAUUAUGCGGAGACCUUCUAAUUAUGCCACCUUAACUUCCAAGCCUUCCAAUUUUUGAAUUCUUCCACCUGAGGCCACCAGUUUCCUGAAGGUUUUGUGAUAUAGGCCCCCACAUUGGGAUUCCAAAUAGUUUCAAAAGCUUCAGUUCAUACUAAUGACCAGAAGAACAAGAGAAUGCAUCUCCUGAUAUUAAUGCAACCAUAUUGGAUGUAUAUUGCUACAUGAAAUAGCAAUUGUUAGCUGUUAUUAUAUGCAUACAAUUAUAUAAGCAGAAUUGUGAGUUUAGGUAAUAUUUAGCAAUAUGAUUUUAUAAUGGCUUCUCGUUUUUCUUGCUGUUGAGCUUUCUUUGAGGAGUAAUAUAAAGUAUUGGUUUUUCCCACAAACUUAAAGGUUAUGUUACUCACAAUAAUGGCACCUAGUCAGAUCAGAUAAAGGCAAUUUUAAGACAGAAAUAGUAUUUGUUUCUUACCUCAAAAAUUAAAUUUUAUGGGGAACUCUAUUUACUGUGUAGCUUUGAAAUCUAAAGAUAAGUACCAAGAAAGAUAUCAACAGAUGCUCCUCUAUGUGAUUUUUGUUAUUUGUAUAAAUCAGUGUAGUGGUGUUUAGAAGCUGAGGCCAUCUAGAAGUUUAAUCUGCCUUAAGUGUGUUAUGUGUUAUUUAAAGGCCAAUUUGUGAUAUAAAAGUACAAGAGUUAUUAUUGAGCCAGGAUUAUAAAUAACUACUUUAAUAAAGAUGUGAUAACAUAAAA
Messenger RNA from Myotis daubentonii (Daubenton's bat), 2782 nucleotides. RefSeq names its product autophagy related 4C cysteine peptidase (gene ATG4C). Gene Ontology annotation, cellular component: cytoplasm. The record is from RefSeq and is a predicted model, not a curated record. Lineage: Eukaryota; Metazoa; Chordata; Mammalia; Chiroptera; Vespertilionidae. Gene Ontology annotation, biological process: piecemeal microautophagy of the nucleus; aggrephagy; protein delipidation. Gene Ontology annotation, molecular function: protein-phosphatidylethanolamide deconjugating activity; cysteine-type endopeptidase activity.